This is a messenger RNA of Olea europaea var. sylvestris, 1284 nucleotides long. RefSeq names its product calcium-binding protein CAST-like. The transcript has a single exon. Gene Ontology annotation, molecular function: calcium ion binding; enzyme regulator activity. The record is from RefSeq and is a predicted model, not a curated record. Lineage: Eukaryota; Viridiplantae; Streptophyta; Magnoliopsida; Lamiales; Oleaceae. The coding region runs from base 183 to 761 and encodes 192 amino acids.
UUUUGAACCAGAAAAUUAGCGUUAAAUACGCGUAGCUUUCCACAAUAUAGAGGGCUCACAUUUCAUCUUUUGUAAUCCAUUCAAUCUCAGGACAACCUUAAAAUAUACAAACACGUUCAUAUUAUUAGUAUUAGUUCAAGAAAAUUAAGGAGACACAAGCGAAAUAGAUAGACAGGGAAGCCAUGGAAACAGCUGGUAAUGGUCGUGCAGCUCAAAGCAAUCGUGGCCUCGGUGGGGGGAAUAUUAGUUCCUCCUCUUUCCGCCUCCGCAGCCCGAGUCUCAACAAGGUCCGUCUACGUCGAAUCUUUGAUAUUUUCGACAAAAAUAAUGAUGGCAUGAUCACUCUUGACGAGCUAGGCCAGGCUCUCGGCCUCCUCGGCCUGAACACUGAUAUGUCUGAACUAGAAUCAAUGAUCCAAUCACAUAUUAAACCUGGAAACGCGGGCCUUACAUACAAAGAUUUCGAGGAUCUACACGUUUCGUUGAACAAUGUGUUUUUUGGAUUGGAUGAGGGUGUUGAUGAGGAAGCGCAGGACGAAUCUGAUUUGUCCGAGGCGUUCAAGGUUUUCGAUGAGGAUGGGGACGGAUACAUUUCGGCCCGGGAGUUGCAAGUGGUGUUAGGCAAGUUAGGAUUGCAGGAAGGUGGAGAAAUCGACAGGGUUGAGCAGAUGAUUUCGUCAGUCGAUAGCAACCAUGAUGGACGUGUAGAUUUCUUCGAAUUCAAGAAUAUGAUGCGUUGUGUUACUAUCCCUUCUUCUUGAUUUGGAAAUCUACUUCUCCAUCAUUUAAAUUUCAUUUUUCUUCCUUUCUGUUUUUGUCCCUUUUUCUAAAGAGUAAUAUUAUUCGUAGUUCCUCACUACGCUAAUCGUCCUACGUGAAAUACAUAUAGAAAAGUCCAUGUGUAUACCUCGUAGAACGACUACUAUAGUGACUAGUGAAUAACUGCAGAUAGCAUUAUUCUUUUCUAAAUCAUGUCUUGUUGUGGAAAGUAUUUAUGAUGUGUCUGGGAGGAUGUAGUAUUGAACAAACCCGGAUUUCCGUACUAUCUAAUGUAUUGUGAAAAUUAGUGUUUGAUUGUAUUUGUACCUAACAUUAUUGUAGAAAUUAUUGUCGUUGUUCAAAAGGCACACUCUUGUAUUCUAGUACCUUUAUACGCACAGGCGAAUUGAACAUAGAGGGAAUGUUUGAUAAAGCUUUUGAUACAAACAUUGAGUAGGUAACGAAAAAAAAUUGUAUCUUUGGCUUUUGGCCAACAACCAAUGAGAAUUUGCGAAAUGAGGACUA